AUGCUCCAAACACCGCCCGGCGCCCGUCAGAAAAAGGAAACACGCGCCAAUGCAGUGGGGGGCCUCUUCUGCAUGCAUCCUGCAAGGCCGCCCUUUCGGGUCCAACGCGCUCUUUUCCUCUUCUUCUUCCUCGAUUCUAUCCCUUCCACUCUCUCUUCUUAUUGGCCUCACCUAGCAAGAGGCUACGACGGGUAUAAUCCAACUUGUCCUCCUUUUCUCUCCCUCCAGACGCUAUCGAAACCACGGCCUCGCCAAUCACCAUCCCUCGAAUCCUCAAUCCAAUCCAUCCGUCCCCUUUCAUCCACAUCACAGCACCGCACUGUAAAUCACUGGACUUGCCGAGCCCGCGGGGUUCCGGUUCAUAUUCUUGCUCCUCCUCUCAACCCCCCUGGACCGCCGGCCCUGCGGUUCCGCAUCUUCUCCAUCCACGGCAAAGCGCAAACGCCCAACGCCAACGCCUGGAUCGCGGCGCGACGACCGUGUCGCCUGCGGUGA
Molecule: messenger RNA, 495 nt
Organism: Trichoderma aggressivum f. europaeum
Lineage: Eukaryota; Fungi; Ascomycota; Sordariomycetes; Hypocreales; Hypocreaceae
Exons: 1
Coding region: 1-495 (164 amino acids)
Source: RefSeq, a predicted model, not a curated record